AUGGAUUCGGAUCCGAAUUCGCCACGUCAUUCCGUACCAUACGAACCAUCUAGUUCAGUGUCGAAUUGGUCAACGAACCAAGAUAUCUCCACUAAUCGCCCAUCUAUGCGGUCCAAUCAUACCAUUGUUAAUUCGUUUGAUAAUAGUGCAAAUUUAUCACGAAUUAUUAAUUAUCCGCCAAAACGAAAAUCGUAUAUUUGCCAACCGAAAUAUCGCCCGUAUAAUGCAAAUCGUUAUUAUCAAAAUUUGCAAUACGCAAACAUUCAACUUCAAACUGACUUAAGUGAUAGGCGUUAUCAGUGUAAUAAUAGCAAUAAUACAUUUCGAUGUAACAGUGUCGAUGAUCGCUGCAACAUCUUUGAAAUUGGCCGUCAUUUAAUCGAAGGAAAUUAUGUUUCUAGCGAUGGAAUCGAGGACAGCGGUGCUGAGUUAGUUGUCGAUCCAGUUCGAAUUGAUAUAGAGUCGUUAAUUGAAAAUUUAUUCGAGCAAGAAGCCAAUUCAGUGGAUUUAAUUCAUGCAUUUGUUGGAAUGGCUGCUAUCGUAUCUCGAAAAGGACAUCCGUAUUGUCUUCUUUUAAGUGGUAUAUCGGAGCAAAUUUGGUGUGUCGUCUUCUGGAUGGGUAAAAUUUCAUUUGGGAUCAGUGCUUCAGUAAUUAAUUGCCUUGCUACCACCAAUGAACGACUCACAGAGGAGAUCAAUAAACUGCGCCGUCGAUUCGAUGUAACAUCUAAUUUUAUGCCCAAGGAGCAAAUCUAUAAUUUGCCUCAAUUUAAUCAGCUAGUCUACAAUCCAGCUCGAGCAUCUACAAAGAAAUUUCCAAUACCUUCUAUAGCAGGAAUAUCAGCGCGCGAAAAUCUCGGCAUAUAUUUGGUUGAGUUAAGUGGAGAUGGUGAAUUUAUCCAGCGAAAAUCUGUUCUUGUUCGAAUUCAGAAAGUUUCUCGCUACAUUACUUAUCGAUUAUAUGGGUGCUUCAGUGUACGAAGUCGAGAUCGCAGCGAUGCAUAUCAGGAUUUUCCUCAAGUUAUUCUAAAGGCAUUAGCAGAUCUUCAUCUUGUUUGUUGUGGCCUUUCACUUGGUACCGGUGACGAUGAUUCAAUUUACAGGAUAAUCAAUGUUUCAGACUGUGCUGUUAAAACAGCUCUGAAUGAUCUUCGUCGUAAACCACCCAAAAUGUCCGCUAAAGCACGAAUUCGCAAUGAAAAGGAGUAUGGAGUGAAUAAUCUUGUUGAAAUAAUGAGUAAAUCAGUGGAUUCAUUUGUGCCUGAAUAUGAUCGGUCAUUGAAUCAUGUGUUUUUCUCUUCGAUUCCAGCAGCAUCAUCGAGUGAUACAAAAGGAACAAAUGAAAGGCAAUCGUUUUUUUCUGUUUACAAAACAUUUGUGGAAAAUCGCCUCAGUUUGAUUGAUAGUUUAAGGAAUAUUGCCGAUGAGGCCUCGAAAAUCCACGAUAAUUGUAAGGUAGCAACAAUAACUGGAAGUUCUAUUGGUCUUGUCGCUGGAACAGCAGCUCUCAUUGGAUCAAUCGCUUUCCCACCUUUGUUUCUUGGAGGAAUCGCAACGACGGUUUUGACCAGCGUAUCCAAUAUUGGUACCACUAUAACCGAAUUUAUUAUUAUAAAGAUAUUGUUGGAAAAAGCGAUGAAACUAUCAGUUUAUGAUCUUGAACUAAGCGAGAAUUUGGAAAAAGCUUUCAAGAAUAUCAUUUCAUCAGACACAAUCGAAUUUAAAAAAGAUACUGAUUUGAGCGAUCCGCAGAAUUUAACUGCUGUGGGAUUGCAUCUCGGUUUGGGUACAGUGAAAGGAGCUGCUACUCUUGGUAUUAGAACAGUGGGACUCAAAACUGUAAGCAUGAGCGAAGCUGUUUUGCGUGGUGCAGCUCGUGGAGCGGUUGGUAUUGGCAUCGUGAUAGAUGGUGUUACAAUCGCUAUUACAGCUUCUAGCCUUGCGAAAGGAGAAACAUCAAAACUUAGCGAGGAACUUCGAAAGAUUGCAGAUAUAAAAUCGGAGGAGCUUGUGAUGAUCAGGAAUCGAAUCAGAGGAGCUUCUUUAAUCAAUUUUAUUGAUGCUUGA
Dracunculus medinensis (Guinea worm) is the source of this 2067-nucleotide messenger RNA. Lineage: Eukaryota; Metazoa; Nematoda; Chromadorea; Rhabditida; Dracunculidae. The record is from the annotation of a GenBank genome assembly.